UGUAGUGUAACGUACAUCGUCACGGCAGCUGAUACGGUGCAUAAAUAUUAUUAUGUACAUUGUACAAAAAAACUCGAAUCUGGUAUCCUAAAUUGUUGCUUCUCAUUUCAAUAAAGAAGUAAACAAUAUUUAAGCAUUGGUUUUUCACGACCUCCUGGAAAUUAACAACAUAUUAUUCUACAUAUUAUUAUGUGAAGACUACGAUAUAGACCUUAAUUUGUAUUCGCGUUUCCUGUGUUUUAUAACAUGACAAUGACGAUUAUGACGAAAAUAAUUAUUGGCAAGAAAAUAAAGGUUUGACAGGAUUGAAUUAAAGAAAGAUAAGUUCGGUCCAAUCUCAGCACCCUAUAACCUGAAGGACUAGCUUAUAUUAAGUUACUAAAAAGAAAGAUGCUGGGUGGGAGUGAAAUUAUCAAUCUAAAUGUGGGCGGAACGAGGUUCAGUACUUCGUACACCACCCUCACUUGGGUACCAGACUCCUUUUUCACAGCCUUGCUCAGUGGUCGCAUCUCAUCUCUCAAGGAUGAUUCCGGAGCCUUUUUCGUGGACAGGGACCCAGCCCUCUUCUCCAUCAUUCUUAACUACUUGCGCACUCGAGAUGUGGAUAUGAGGUCCGUGGACAUGAGGGCACUUCGAAAUGAGGCCGAGUUUUAUGGUAUACUUCCACUCGUAAAAAGAUUGGCACUCUGUGAAGAUUUAAAUUAUUCGUCCUGUGGGGACGUACUCUUUUAUGGAUUUCUGCCCCCAGCUCCAAUUCCUGUUUGCGAUCCCCCUAACCCAUCAAAGGGCGGAAAUUGCACUUUGCCUGGCACAAAGAAUGAUGAGCCAUCUCUAAUUACCAGUGGUUGUACAAGCAGUGGACCAGCAUCAACAAUGGGAAAUUCUAGUCGUGGUUUGGACAUGAGACCAACGCCAGGAUCCGGGAUUCGUGUUCCGGAAACGCACUCUGCUGGUUCGUCUUCUUCUGGGAGCAAGAGUGGACACCAUUCUCGAAGUGCGAGUGGCAGUACCACAAUCACGGGGAGUAAUAAUAAUGGAAAUUGGACAUCAGCAAGGAACGGACAUUCUAGAGCUUCCUCUGUGGAUGUUAGGCCAGUGCAACAUUCAAGAAACUCGUCAUUUGGUGCUCGGCAUUCCCGAAAUUCUUCUGCAGAUUUAAACAAAUAUUUUAAAACCGAGUUGUCCGUUUUGUCUCAGGGUAAUUGGAUCGACCCUUUAAGAGUGACCAUUAUUAGAGCUCAUCAAAACUGGAUAGCUGUGGCGUAUGCCCAUUUUGUUUGCUGUUAUAGAUUAAAGGAUUCUUCUGGAUGGCAAUUAAUUUUUACUAGUCCAAGAGUCGACAGCAUGAUUGACCGAUUAGCAAUCAAUGCAAAAAUGACGUCUGGUCAACAGAGCUCUAACUCCGGAGAAGGGUACACAAAGAUGAUUGCUAUCGCUGCAGGAUCUGUGGUAUUUAUGUGGGGCGUUGGUGAUGAGGGUGCUCGGACCGAUAUUGGACGAUUUACACUGCCCGUCCCUGUUGAAUUUCUAUUUUUCAUCGGUACUCAACUAGUUGCCUUAUCUCAAAUGGGAAAGAUUGGAGUUUGGCAUUCUAUGACGCAGCAUGUGCUAGUGCAAGAUAUUGUCCCAAUAAUGUCAUUCGACACAGCAGGAUCAUUCCUGUUGUUGGGGUGCAGUAGUGGGGCGAUUUCUUAUAUUGAUAUGCAAAAGUUCCCUCUCCGGAUGAAAGAUAACGAUUUGUUGGUGACAGAAUUGUACCGUGAUCCUUCAAGUGAGCCUAUAACAUCAAUAUCGGUAUAUUUGACACCAAAGACUAGCAUUUCUGGAAACUGGAUUGAAAUUGCAUACGGCACACAAUCUGGUAUGGUACGUGUGAUUGUUCAACACCCUGAAACAGUCGGACAUGGACCCCAGCUUUUCCAGACGUUUACUGUUCAUCGAAGUCCAGUGACCAAAGUAAAAUUAAGCGAAAAGUACUUGGUCUCCGUUUGUAGCGAGUACAAUCAUGUUCGAAGCUGGACCAUGACGAGAUUUAGAGGAAUGAUAAUUACUGACCCAGGAUCAACUCCUCUGUCCUCUUUUAAAAUUGUUGCAUUAGAAGAGGUAGACUCCUGCACGUCAUAUGGAGCUGGUAAUGAUUGUGGUCCAUAUGGUGAACAGGACGAUGAGCAAGUUUUCAUCCAGAAGGUUGUUCCUGAAACGGACCAAUUAUAUGUUAGGCUGGCUUCGAAUGGGAAAAGAAUUUGCACUAUAAAAUCAAUUGAUUCGACGACCAUCACGUCCUUCUGCGUUCACGAAUGCGAAGGUUCAAGUCGUAUGGGAUCUCGUCCAAGGAGAUUUAUUUUCACUGGACAUGACGUCCGGGAGGAUGAGCGACAACAAGGCGCUACUCAUAUGGGUUCUAUUCAAAUGUGGGAUUUAACAACAGCCUUGGACCUAGCUUCUAAAGGAGAGCCAGUAACUCAACGUAGUGGUGGCCCCACCCCAGAAGAAUUGUUGCUAGUUUUGGAUCAGUGCGACUUGAGUACUUCGUACGCGUGCACUCCAUCCCCUUCACCCUCAAUGUUACCAACGGGCAUUUCACCGCAUAGGUUGAAAGCAGCGAACAUGGCAUUUUUGUCGCAACAGCAUAAUGCUGAUAACAACAGUGGGCAGUCCACUAUUGACUCGACGCAAGGAACUAAGGUUUAAAAUUAUUUUAAGAUAUAUGCAUGACAAUUACUUUUGUUGUGAAAUAUUGGGUGAGGCUGUUGUUUAUACAUACCUUGAGUUCCUAUUAAGAUAUAUCAAAAGUCAUUUGUUGUUUGUUAAUAAGAUAUCAUCUUUUUUCACAAUAAGCUUAAUCACGCAAUUUCAUAGUAAUAUUGUAAUAAACCACGAUCCGUGCGGUAUCCAUAAUA
Molecule: messenger RNA, 2900 nt
Organism: Folsomia candida
Lineage: Eukaryota; Metazoa; Arthropoda; Collembola; Entomobryomorpha; Isotomidae
Product: BTB/POZ domain-containing protein KCTD3
Exons: 18
Coding region: 391-2691 (766 amino acids)
Biological process (GO): protein homooligomerization
Molecular function (GO): protein binding
Source: RefSeq, a predicted model, not a curated record